UGAAUGGGAGGGCUGAUUUUCGAGAACCGAAUGCAGAAAUUCCAAGACCAAUUCCCCACAUAAGGGCUGAUUACAUUCCAACAGAGGAAAAAAGAAGAGUCUUUGCAGAAUGCAAUGAUGAAAGCUUCUGGUUCAGAUACGAAGAAAUUGAGGUUUAGAGAUGUUAAAGGAGUUAUCUGGUGUUCCACAGCUGCUGUACCUUUGGCUGCAACAAGUAUGUGGAUUACUCAAGGAUUGAUUAGUAAAGGAAUCCUUUCAAGUCAUCCCAAAUAUGGUUCCAUCCCUAAACUUAUAUUUGCUUGCAUCAUGGGAUACUUUGCUGGAAAGCUUUCCUAUGUGAAAACUUGCCAAGAGAAGUUCAAAAAUCUUGAGAAUUCCCCUCUUGGAGAAGCUUUACGAUCAGGACAGGCACGACGCUCUUCACCAACUGGGCACUAUUCUCAGAAGUCAAAAUAUGACUCAAAUGUGAGUGGUCAUUCAUCUUUUGUGACAUCCCUAGCAGCAGACAACGCAGAAAAAGAGAUGCUUCCUCAUUAUGAGCCAAUUCCAUUCAGUGCUUCUAUGAGUGAAUCUACUCCCACUGGUAUUACUGAUCAUAUUGCCCAAGGCCCUGAUCCCAACAUUGAAGAAAGUCCUAAAAGAAAAAAUAUAACAUAUAAGGAAUUAAGGAAUAAGAACAGAGAGUCAUAUGAAGUUACUUUAACACAUAAGACUGACCCCUCAGUCAGGCCUAUGCAGGAAAGAAUGCCAAAAAAAGAAGUCAAAGUAAACAAAUAUGGAGAUACUUGGGAUGAGUGAAAAAUUGCAUCAUUGGACCUACUGAAGAAGUUUCAAUAUCCAGCUUCAUCUAGGUGGUCAUGAACAUCUGCAUGCUUUGAUCUCAGCAGCAGUCUUCAUAAACACAUUUAAAACUAGAACCUGGGUUUUUGUGGUUUGGCUUAUGAAGAUGAUGUUUUAAAAGCUUACAUUUUAAUGUUAAUAUUGUGUGAAUGUAUUCAUUUUGGGGAACUCUUUGAAUGAUGGUAAUGUACCAUGAUUAUACACAGUUUGUGAAAUUGUUUUAAGUUACAGGGCAAGGAUACUCAGUU
Molecule: messenger RNA, 1088 nt
Organism: Hippopotamus amphibius kiboko
Lineage: Eukaryota; Metazoa; Chordata; Mammalia; Artiodactyla; Hippopotamidae
Product: OCIA domain-containing protein 1-like
Exons: 2
Coding region: 115-798 (227 amino acids)
Cellular component (GO): endosome
Source: RefSeq, a predicted model, not a curated record